Messenger RNA from Aspergillus terreus NIH2624, 1116 nucleotides. RefSeq lists its product as uncharacterized. The coding region runs from base 1 to 1116 and encodes 371 amino acids. The transcript is spliced from 2 exons. The record is from RefSeq and is a predicted model, not a curated record. Gene Ontology annotation, cellular component: mitochondrion. Lineage: Eukaryota; Fungi; Ascomycota; Eurotiomycetes; Eurotiales; Aspergillaceae.
AUGGAUCAUGCAGUGGGUGUACCAUUAAACAAAAGAUGGCGGGAACUCAGUGGAGACCAACGGGUGAUCUGUAUAGAUGCAAUAUGUCGGAAGGUCAAGGAAUCGGUCGACCUUGAGUUUCCGGCUUAUGGGAGUUUGUAUCUUGCGGAUGGUCAGGCCGGAUGUCGCAAUCAACAGGCGUUGGACAAUGAAUUCCUCAUUGGACCCCACUGCGGCGUCCGCUACUGGGACUGCAGCGUAGGGGAAAGCCGUUCCUAUCACGACUUGAAGCCCAACCGUGGACCUUGGAAUGACAUUCAUCAAUAUAGCGAUGGCCUGAUCGAUGCCGGGCUUUCAAGACUUCCACCUAGUACCUCCGAUGGAGAGAACAGACCAUCCUAUCACGGCUCCAUCGAAGAACACAAAAUCCUCCUAGAGCAAGCCCGGAUCUUGUUGAAGGCAAUAUCUACGGAUCAUAGGAUCAAAACAUCUUCACAGCCAGUGUUAUACCAUCCGGACUUGCAUACGAGGAAUAUCUUUGUAUCGGAGAAAGACCCCUCUGUAAUUACCGGCAUCAUUGACUGGCAAGCAGCGAGUAUCGAACCGGCCUUUUGGUACUCCGACGAGAUCCCAGACUUUGCUAUAUCAGAUGGAACUGGGGAUGAUGUUUAUACGCAAGCAUUCAAUGUGGCUUCUCAGUUCCUUACCCCUGUCCUCUUUAAUCCCCGUCUGAUGGACGAAACCCUCUUGCGACCUUUUCGUUACAGCUACAGAACCCGGAAGGACGGAGCGGUAGCCCUGCGCCAUGAGUUGAUUGAAACGACCCGCAACUGGGAAAAGCUAGGCUUCUCGGGCCAAUGUCCUUUGCCCUCACCGACAACAGAAGAACUAGCAAACCACGAGCAAGAAUACAAGUUGUUUGAGGCAGCGCAAAAUCUAAGACGUUACUUGUCGAGUUUGCUCAACACUGCAACUGAUGAAUGGAUGCCACCAGAGAGCUGGGAAACAACGAAGUUGGCACACAAGGAGAUAUUUGAUGAAAUGCUGCAGGCCGUGUUAGCAAACGAGGCAGUGGACGAUGAUCCUGUGAAGGAUGAGGCAACCCUCAGGUCAAUUUGGCCUCUUAAUAUUGAUUAA